Molecule: messenger RNA, 2663 nt
Organism: Poecilia latipinna (sailfin molly)
Lineage: Eukaryota; Metazoa; Chordata; Actinopteri; Cyprinodontiformes; Poeciliidae
Exons: 2
Coding region: 1360-1968 (202 amino acids)
Source: RefSeq, a predicted model, not a curated record
AACACCACAACAAAUAUUGAUUUAUUUUUUUCUGCUCAGUUGUUUAGUACAUUUGGAGUUUUUUUUUUUUUUUGUAGACUUGAGCUGUGAUUCUUGCUUUUAAAGUUGUAGAUAGUCAUAAAAGUCAAAGGGAUUUAUUUUCAUGUUACAUUUGAUGGUAAGAAAUUGGCCUAAAGUAAUUAAGGGGAUUUAUUUUUGUAAGUGUAUUUUGUUUAGUUUUGUAUUUGGUAAUGUGAACAUGGAAGCAAAAGGGAUUGGGAAAGCUGAAGUAUUUUGACUUCAUUUUGUUUUCGGUUCAUGUUCGGGCUGCCGUAUCCACCUGAACUUCUUUUAACCCUUUUAAAUUUACUUGCCGCCCUCGAACAGACCCCUUCCCCUCCCAUCUUUCCCGUAUCUCGUGCUGUUGCCAUGGUCACCCCAUCUCUUCAGCAUCUGAGAGCUUUCAUUGUCAAGCAGGAAUUAAGAGAGAUUUGCUCUGAGACAACAUCAGGAAACAAUUACUUGCCAUGUUAAAACCCCCGCUCUUGUUUUUUAUGAAUCCUAAAAAGAACCCCUCCCUUCCCGGCCGCCCCCCUUAUGCCGGGUUUUAAUGGCAUCAAAUGAGAUGCGGUAAUGGGUACGCAAUUAAGGAGCCCCGCAGAGCUUUGAUGUAGGACCUGAUGAGCAAAGCUGUUCUUGUGCAUGGAGCAGAUUUCCACUGGGAUGCUGUGUUCUCAAUAAAAAAAUUUUGAAAUAUCACCUCUUGUGUAAUUUGUGUUGGUUUGUGUUCAACGGUUAUCUCUUAAUAUACUUGCUCUGACUCAGGGGAUGUCAGUAGUUUUUAUUUUCAAAGGCUCUUUUGUGCGAGCUGAAGGCCAAAGGGAGGGGGAAGGAUGUAGAAAGUAAUUGCUUGGUGGAAAAAAAAAAGAAAAACGAAGAAACAGGCUUCCUCUGAAAUAGUUUGUCAUUAUGAUUUAUAUGACAUCUGAGAAGUAUCUGUUUUUAUGCAGUGACUUUUGCUUUUCUAAUAGCCUUAAAUAAUAAUAAUAAUAAUAAAAACUUUAAGUAAUUAUUUUAAAUAGCUUAAGAAUUAACCGUAACUUACUGAUUCCUAUUUUGUCAAAGUUCUCGUUAUCGGAGGAAAGGGUAUUUGGAUGAGGAUGAUUUGACAGUUUGUUUGACUUGACUCUUUACCGCUCCUAGUGGUGAGAGGCGAGCAGUGCAGCAGCUGCUUUCUGCUGUUCACCUACUGGAGGGAGAGACAACAUUCACCCCGCAGCUGCUGUGCAACAGGAUGCAGAGACAGAGCGCGGCCAGGCACCCAGCAGGACUACGGGUUCAAUAAAAGUGAUGAAGUGCUUCGUCCAAUCCUGUUAAGACAUGGUGCUACCUGAUGAGAAAUCAAGACCAUCUGCUCCCAGCAACAUCCCAGAGCGGCGCAGCCUGCGGCACCAGAACCUGCCCUCCCCGGCUCUGUGCUGCGCCUGCGGCCUGUGCAUCAUGCUGGCCGGCAUCAACAUCACCCUGGUCGGAGCUUUCGCCUUCGGCACCUUCAGCCUGGCGGCCAACCCUCCCAUCAUCAUCGGGCCCCUCCUCUUGCUGCUGGCUCUGGCUUUCUUCACGGCCUGCUGCGUGGUCAGCAGGAGACCCCCGUCCCACAUGGCUCGGAAGACCCAGGGAGGGGAGAAGUGGGGGCUGAUGCGGAUGGGGACGGUCGCCUUCGAGAUGGAGAUGAGCGAGCACACCCUGCAGGACACGACGGCCAUCCAGCUCAGCCCCACAAACUCCCUCAGCUCCUCUCACAAGUCCACGUCGAACCAGGGGGACGGCUCGGCUCUGGCCUCCUGUCAGAGUGAGACCAAAGAGCCGCAGGGCUCUGAGAAGAGUGACACGGGUGCUGACGGGGAUAAAACGAGUCUGACCUCUGAAAACAAGGAGAGCACUUCCACACAACUGCUGCCUGACCAGAAGACAUCCUCCUCCACAUAGCAUGGACCGGCUGUGCUUGACUGGACGACUGUUUAUCCCACCGCAGGACGGGUGCAUCUGAUGGACCUCAAACGUCUUUUCAACACAAGGAAAAACUGUAAAAAGAGAUCAGAUAUGCUCCAACUGAGACCUUCCACUAUGUUUGAGCUCUUACUUCAAAAUGUAGACCAAUUCUGGUCCUGGAAACAAUUUUUUCUGCUUCCUUUGUAACAGUUUUGAAUAUGAAGGGGUUGCAGGAUUUCUGCAUCGAUGCAUUUGUUCCUAACCUUUCUCAGAUUUAUUGACUAAAAAUAGUGGGAGUCAUUAAUUGUGAUGCUUUUAUUGAAUCUGUGAAAAACAUUUUUUUUUAAGCCAUUAGCUUUCUGUUCACCAGUAAGAGCAAAUCAACAUAAAACUGCCUAAUUUUACAACUGCCUAAUCUGUGGUAUAUUUUUUUCUUGUUUUUCUAAAAUGCUGCUGUAUGUUUUUUUAUUUUAUUUAUUUUUUUAAUCUUUUCUGGUUGUGUCGUUGUGUGUUUCUCUUCAAGGCCACCGUGCUGCACGCUACAACAUGUCGUGCAGCUCCUGUAAUUACUCAAUUGCGUUAUAGGAUAUUGUUACAUGUUUAUUGCUGUUCUCCGAGAUAGACGCUGUCCUUCCUCCAACAGAAAGAGAAAUUUGCUCAUUUUUCUUCUUUUUCGUGAAAAAAAAAAAAAA